This is a messenger RNA of Chrysochloris asiatica (Cape golden mole), 3880 nucleotides long. RefSeq names its product leucine-rich repeats and immunoglobulin-like domains 2 (gene LRIG2). NCBI's taxonomy places the organism in Eukaryota, Metazoa, Chordata, Mammalia, Afrosoricida, Chrysochloridae. The record is from RefSeq and is a predicted model, not a curated record. The transcript has 18 exons. Gene Ontology annotation, molecular function: protein binding. Bases 57 to 3254 code for a protein of 1065 amino acids.
AGCCGCCUCUUCUAGCUGGCGGCUCUUCUCGGCCUAGUCCAGGUCGGGGGCGGAAAAUGGCGCCGGUGCCCCAAGGCAUUCAGGAGGAGCGGCUGCUGGGGUCUCAUUCCAGACCUUUGCUCCGGCUCCUCUUCCUCGCCCAGGCCAUCCUGUUUCUGCUGCCGGCAUCCCAGGCAGACCUGUGCCCCGCGCCCUGCGCCUGCCGUCACCCCCUGUUGGACUGCAGCCGCAGGCGACUGCCCGCGCCCAGCUGGAAGGCACUGUCCGGCCCGCUGCCCCCAGGCACCGUCAGCUUGGAUUUAAGUCAUAAUCGGUUGCCUAACUGGAACAUCAGCUUGGAAUCACAGACAUUGCAGGAAGUGAAAAUUAAUUACAAUGAGUUAACAGAAAUUCCAUAUUUUGGAGAACGAACAUCUAAUAUAACUCUACUCUCAUUAGUACAUAAUGUAAUCCCAGAAAUCAAUGCAGCAGUGCUCCAGUUCUACCCUGCUCUUGAGAGUUUAGACCUCAGCUCAAAUAUAAUUACAGAAAUCAAGACAUCGUCAUUUCCUCACAUGCAGCUCAAAUACCUGAAUUUGAGUAAUAAUAGGAUAACCACAUUGGAGGCCGGUUGCUUUGAUAAUUUAUCUAGUUCCUUAUUAGUGGUAAAAUUAAACCGGAACAGAAUUAGCAUGAUCCCACCCAAGAUCUUCAAGCUGCCUCACCUGCAAUUCUUGGAACUUAAAAGAAAUAGAAUUAAAAUUGUGGAAGGGCUGACAUUCCAAGGGCUUGACUCCUUAAGAUCUUUGAAAAUGCAGCGGAAUGGAAUUAGCAAACUUAAGGAUGGAGCUUUUUUUGGCUUGGAUAACAUGGAAGAACUGGAACUAGAACACAAUAACCUUACAGAAGUGAACAAGGGCUGGUUGUAUGGCUUGCGAAUGCUACAACAGCUCUAUGUGAGCCAGAAUGCUAUUGAAAGAAUCAGCCCUGAUGCAUGGGAGUUCUGCCAAAGACUAUCUGAACUUGAUUUGUCCUAUAACCAGUUGACUCGCCUGGAUGAAUCCACCUUUGUGGGUCUGAGCCUGCUGGAGAGAUUGAAUUUAGGGGACAACAGAGUCACUCACGUUGCUGAUGGUGUAUUUAGGUUUCUUUCCAAUCUUCAGACACUAGACUUAAGAAACAAUGAAAUUUCUUGGGCCAUAGAAGAUGCUAGUGAAGCCUUUGUUGGACUUACGAGUCUCACUAAAUUAAUCUUACAAGGAAACCAGAUUAAAUCAAUUACAAAGAAAGCAUUCAUUGGUCUUGGAUCUCUUGAACAUCUAGAUUUAAACAACAAUGCUAUUAUGUCUAUCCAAGAAAAUGCUUUUUCUCAGACUCACUUGAAAGAACUGAUUCUGAACACAAGCAGUUUGCUGUGUGACUGCCACAUGAAGUGGUUCCUCCAGUGGCUGGUGGAUAAUAACUUUCAGCAUGCUGUGAACGUGAGCUGCGCACACCCUGAAUGGCUAGCAGGGCAAAGCAUCCUGCAUGUGGAUCUGAAAGAUUUCGUCUGCGAUGAUUUUCUGAAGCCGCAGAUAAGGACACAUCCCGAAACCACAGUUGCUCUUAGAGACAUGAAUGUGACUCUGACAUGCACCGCAGUGAGCAGCAGUGACUCCCCAAUAUCCACUCUGUGGCGCAAAGACAAUGAAAUCUUAUAUGAUGUGGAUAUUGAGAAUUUUGUUCGUUACCAACAGCAAACUGGAGAAGCUCUAGAGUAUACUAGUGUCUUACAUCUUUCCAAUGUGAAUUUCACAGAUGAAGGAAAAUAUCAGUGUAUUGUGACUAAUCAUUUCGGUUCCAAUUAUUCUCAGAAAGCGAAACUGACCGUGAAUGAGAUGCCAUCUUUUCUGAAAACCCCAAUGGAUUUAACUAUUCGCACUGGUGCCAUGGCCAGAUUGGAAUGUGCUGCAGAAGGACACCCCGCACCUCAGAUUUCCUGGCAGAAAGAUGGUGGUACUGACUUCCCUGCGGCUCGAGAAAGGCGCAUGCACGUCAUGCCCGAGGAUGAUGUCUUCUUCAUUGCAAACGUGAAAAUAGAAGACAUGGGAAUCUAUAGCUGUAUGGCACAAAACAUAGCGGGAGGCCUCUCAGCAAAUGCCUCACUAACAGUGUUAGAGACACCCUCAUUUAUUAGACCGUUGGAGGACAAGACAGUAACCCGAGGUGAGACUGCAGUAUUACAGUGCAUCGCUGGAGGGAGUCCUGCCCCUCGCCUCAACUGGACCAAAGACGAUGGACCACUGCUGGUGACAGAACGGCACUUCUUCGCUGCCGCCAACCAGCUUCUCAUCAUUGUAGAUGCUGGGCUGGAAGAUGCUGGGAAAUACACGUGCAUUAUGUCUAACACCCUAGGGACAGAACGUGGUCACAUUUACCUAAAUGUCAUUACAUCCCCCAAUUGUGACUCUUCCCAGAGUAGCAUUGGCCAUGACGAUGAUGACUGGACUACUAUCGGCAUUGUCAUCAUUGUUGUGGUUUGCUGUGUUGUGGGCACCUCUCUAAUCUGGGUCAUUGUGAUUUACCACAUGAGAAGGAAGAAUGAAGAUUAUAGUAUCACAAACACAGAAGAGCUUAAUCUGCCUGCAGACAUUCCCAGCUAUUUGUCUUCCCAAGGAACACUAUCUGAGCCACAGGAAGGCUACAGCAACUCUGAGGCAGGCAGUCAUCAGCAACUUAUGCCUCCUGCCAAUGGAUAUACACACAAAGGCACUGAUGGUGGCACUAGUACCCGGGUGAUCUGCUCAGAUUGUUACGAUAAUGCCAACAUCUACUCCAGGACUCGAGAAUACUGUCCAUAUGCCUAUAUUGCUGAGGAGGAUGUUCUGGAUCAGACAUUGUCCAGCCUCAUGGUCCAGAUGCCCAAAGAGACAUAUUUAACACAUCCCCCGAAAGAUGCCACUACCUUGGAAAGCCUGGUAGCACCAGCAGAUAGAGAGAUGUCUGCCUUUCCCACCAACCACGAGAGGAUAAAUGAGAAGAAACUGCCCUCCAUGCAGCUGAGUAGUGAAACAUUGCAGCAGCCCUUGUGGAACGUAAACAAAGACCUAAGCCUGCCUCAUCCUCCCAUCUCUCAGCAGCCAAUCCUCGAGUCGUCACAACUCCUCCAAAAUGAGGGCCUGGAAGCGAGGGACCCAGACUGUCCCACUUCCCCGAGACCCUGCCACAGGGUACAUGACCUUGCUUUUGAUUUUAGUAGGACUCAGAACAUUGCAGACAGUAGUGAGGGCACAUGAAACGGUAGUGAGGGCACAUGACGGAUGAAAUACGGGCAGAGACUCAAAUCAGUUAAUUUUGCAUUUACUACCUCAGCGUUCAGAAGAAACCCCAAAGUCAACAUUUGCUUUACUCUUUGUUUACAAUUACAUCUGAUCACACCAAAGUAGGCCAGGGACUUGGUUGGGUUUAUACCUGGUGAAGAAAGUGGAACAGCUUUCUUUUUGGUUUUAGCUUGCCAAAAGGGUACGGCACUGCCAGAGGAAGAUAUGAGGCAAAAAUGUUUCUGUGGUAUGUGCCCAGAUGUGCAUGGCCUGUCAGAAAGAGUCCCAUUGCUGCUUGACAUGCUGGAUAUUGUCUCAAUCCUGAGUGAUCCUGGGGGGGAAAAAAAAUCACUGUUCUACUUUGUCUUCCAAGGAACCAAAAUGACUGGAGCCAUCUGGGGAGUGUGCCUGGGAUUCUUCAGUGGUUUCAAACAUAUAUGUGGUUGAGACUGGGGCUUUGAUAUUCAAAGUCUUUGCCAAGAAUUCUAGAAUAGACCAACUGGUACCAGGUCGUGGGGUUUUGUAUCCUUGUGAUUAUUUGUUUUUUGUUUUUGUCCCUACUGCGCAGGGAUCUCAUUGUAAAUAUAUUUGCAUUUAUAGAU